AUGAUGUGUUUUCAGAAAUGAAACCAAAUGUCGCCUCAGACUCAAAAAGAAACACGAAAACAAAACCUAGACGUCUUCUAAAAAAGGGCUCGGUAAUUCUCCUUGACGAUUAGACAGCCUGCCGUUGACGUGUCAAAGGGUGAAAUGUAAGCGGCAAUCCCCUAACGUGUAAUAAUCCUGGAAUGGAGCUAAUCUAUGUUUGGUCAACAAAGGUGGGCCAUUUUCUUGUAUGUAGGCCUAAAUACGUGUAGCCGAAUCAUUUUCCAGGUCCAAUCAGUAGGUAGGGGCUUGAUUGCUGGGGGUAACUGAAGCUGUGGUUACCAUGGCGGCACACUUUGACACAGAGUACCAGCGCCUAGAGGCUUCAUACAGCGACUCUCCACCCGGAGAGGAGAACCUACUGGUGCACAUACCUGAUGGAAACAAGUCCCCGUGGCACCACAUAGAGAACCUGGACCUGUUCUUCCAGAGGGUCUAUAACCUGCACCAGAAGAAUGGCUUCACCUGUAUGCUGCUGGGAGAGGUCUUUGAGCUGGUCCAGUUGCUGUUUGUGGUAGGAUUCACAGUCUUCUUGGCUAACUGUGUGGACUAUGACAUUCUGUUCGCUAACAAGUUUGUCAACCACACCGACUCCUCCAAAGUCACACUGCCUGACGCCUUCCUGCCUGUGGACGUCUGCGGUGCAAGUAUCCGUGACAAUGUGGCAGUGAUGUUUGUGUUGAUGAUAUCUGGAGUGUUCUGGCUGCAUCGCCUCAUCAAGUUCAUCUACAACGUCUGCUGCUACUGGGAGAUACGCUCCUUCUACACCAACGCACUCAAGAUGAGCAUGGCAGAGCUGCCAUACUUCACAUGGCAGGAGGUUCAGGCCCGGAUCGUUGAGAUCCAGAAGGAACACCAGAUCUGUAUCCACAAGAAAGAACUCACAGAACUGGACAUAUACCACCGUAUCCUGCGCUUCAAAAACUACAUGGUUGCCAUGGUAAAUAAGUCCCUCCUUCCCGUGCGUUUCCGCCCUCCACUGCUCGGAGAGUGUGUGUUUUACACCCGCGGCCUCAAGUACAACUUUGAACUCAUCUUCUUCUGGGGGCCAGGCUCUCUGUUUGAGAGUGAGUGGAGUUUGAAGCCGCAGUAUAAGAGAGGUGGUAACAGGUUGGAGCUGGCAGACAAACUGGCAUCACGUAUACUGUGGAUCGGCAUCGCCAACCUCUUACUCUGUCCUGUCGUACUGGUCUGGCAAAUACUGUAUGCCUUCUUCAGCUAUACAGAGGUGAUAAAGCGUGAGCCAGGUAGUUUGGGAGCGAGGUGUUGGUCUCUGUACGGUCGAUGUUACCUUCGCCACUUCAAUGAGCUGGACCACGAACUGAUGUCACGGCUCAGCAAGGGCUACAAAGCGUCCUCUAGGUAUAUGAACUGCUUCCUGUCCCCGUUGCUGACAGUGGUGGCUAAGAACGUGGCCUUUUUUGCUGGCUCCCUAUUGGCUGUCCUCAUUGCGCUGACCAUCUACGACGAAGACGUCCUCGCCGUGGAACACGUCCUGUCGUCCAUCACCCUGCUGGGAGUGUGUAUCACUGUCUGCAGGUCUUUUAUCCCAGACAAACACCUGGUCUACUGUCCAGAGCAGCUGCUCAGGUUGAUCCUGGCUCACAUCCACUACAUGCCAGACCACUGGCAGGGCAACGCCCAUCGCUACGAGACACGAGACCAGUUCUCACAGCUCUUCCAGUACAAGGCUGUGUUUAUCCUAGAGGAGCUGACCAGCCCCCUGGUGACUCCCUUCAUCCUGAUCUUCAGUCUGAGGAGGAAGUCUCUGGAGAUCAUUGACUUCUUCAGGAACUUCACCGUGGAGGUGGUAGGGGUGGGAGACACCUGCUCCUUCGCUCAGAUGGACAUCAGACAGCACGGUCACCCCGCGUGGAUGUCUGAGGGGAAGACGGAGGCAUCUAUUUACCAACAGGCGGAGGAUGGGAAGACUGAGCUGUCCCUGAUGCAUUUUGCCAUCACCAACCCCCAGUGGCAGCCCCCCACUGAGACCACUCACUUCAUCAGCCAGCUGAAGGAGAGAGUACAGAGAGAGACUACAGGAGACAGACAGACUCUCACCUCACUGUCCGGGUCAGAGCCAAGGAGUCUCAUAGCUAACUUCCUGGCAGGUCCCCCCUCAUUGGCCUCUCUUCAUCUGGGGCGGGACGGCUCCUUGACCGAUCAUGGGCCGGUGGGUGUUAAUGACGGAGCGUCAGCCUUGCGCUCCCUCUCAGUCAGCAGCACGAGGGGCAGCUGUAGCUCCGCCCAUAGGUCGGCCGGACACGCCUCUUCUGCAAGCAGAGCCAUGCCGGGAUCAAGUACUGAUGCUCGAACUGCUAGUUCAGGCAGUAGUGUGUGGGAAGGUCAACUGACUAGUCUCGUCCUAUCAGAAUACGCCUCCACGGAGAUGAGCAUCCACGCACUCUAUAUACAUGAGCUCCAUAAGCAGCAGUCUGGAGGGGAGUUGUCCCGGCACACCUGGCACAGGCAGGACAGUGACGACAGUAGUGACAGCGUCACCGAGGAGGGGGGUUCAGGGGGAGGGAACCCUAACCCCCGAAACCUCAUCCCCCGCUCACAAACCUUCCCUAUCUCCACCCCUAUCUCCACCCCUGGCCCUAUCCCCAGCUCUAACUCGGGCCCUAACCCUGACCGAGGUACCACACCGGGGCAGGAAGUGACACCACUCCAGAGCAACAGCCAGCGUCGCUACGGGGGAAACACGGACUCUGUUGGCCCAGGGGGCAGAGUGGUGAGGUCAGCGCGUGUGCCCAUGGGGGGUUGGGCAGAGGAGGGACGUGGAGGCCGACACCCCGACACUGUACCUGAGGAGGGCUCAGAGGACGACAUGCCUCCCAACACUCACAAGGUGACGUAACUGACCAGAGAGAUCCCACCUACCUACCCAUCCUCAUCCUACCAGAGAAGAACUUUCUGCUAAUCUGUGAACUUUCGACCAUGGCUUCACCUUUGACCCCAGAUGGAUAGACCUGUGGGAUAGCAGCAUGCCGUGUUAUUCACUCUAGGCUAGAGAAAAACAAUCGAGUAACAGUGUGAAGAUGACCAGGACUUUUUCUUGACACCCUCCUUGGAUGAUACUUUAGCCAAUCAAGUGACGGUGGUUGAUGACUUCAUCAUAACUGACAGCAUGGAACCCGUAGCAUAUUUAUCGGCUUUUAUAGUUGCGUCCUAGACACUAAUCUAAGGUCAGCUUUAUGGUUUCUCUCCGUAACGGUUAAGAUUAGGAUUUAGGGAGGGUAAGCUGAUCCUAGAUCUGUGCCUAAGGGCAACUUCUAUCCAGAAAUAACUUUUUCUUGUUGCAUUAAUUUGCAAAUCAGGUGUGGGUGUAAACUGCCAGUAAUGUACCUUUUCAAAAAAAAAAAAAAGAUUUAGUAGUUUGUCAUUUUUUUAUUCUUUGUUUCUUCUCUUUGUGUUGUUUAUAUUUAUUGCACUUUCAGAGAAAAAAUGUGUUUUCAUAUAUAUAUAUAUAAGGAAAAUGACAGAAGAGCAGACUUCCACCGAAGUAUAUCUACACUGGCACUAGGAAUCCUAGGGGAUUGGGCGGUAGAUUGGUCUGCUAAGAGGUCUUUGUACAAUCUAGACAUGAAGCAGGCACUAAACCGAUAUACACCGCGUGCAUAGACAUACUGGUAUGAAUCAAAUCAGGACGUCGGACUGUUCUAAGUAUAUCAUCGAGGUGUAGAUGGUUAAUAAAUAGAGAUAUACAAGAUACUCAUCAUAGUUAUUGUUUUUGUGUCAUACAAACAAUAUUUUAAACGAAAGAUAGCAAACUUACUGGUUGGAACGUGUAACUUCGGUGCCAUAUUUAAGCGCUUGAAGCGGCAAUUCGCAGUUGAAAUGAUACAAAGUUUACAAGUUUAUAUUUUGGCUUCUGAUGGGGUACGACAGUUGAACUAAGCUCAUGGGGCAUUUAUAACGAAUACUCUCCAUGAAUCAAUGUCCAAAAAUUGGUAUAGUAACUGCAGAUUGCCCCUUUAAGCACAAACAUCCCAUAACUAUACAGAAAUGAACCUUCAAUCAACACUAAUAGCUGGAUAGAUUAGUCAGCAUCAGACAAGUUGCAUGUUUUUCUGCCCAACUGUCUGAGGCAGAAAGAAUGCACCUUAUUGACUUUUAUUGAAUCCAAAGGAUGUCACUUUUCAUUGUCAGUAUAUUGAUUUUGAUCAGUUCAUAUUUGCAUGACUUUAUUUCAACCGGGGCUUGUGCCACCGUCAGAGAGUUGAGGUUGAGAUGCAUGGUGAUUUACAGCUGUUUUGUUUUUGUGGUCCACUCACUCCGGACUCACAAGUAGACUAGCCUGGUUCCAGAUCUGUUGAGGUGAUGUAUAACCAGCCCCCAUAUGGUCGACCAUGCAGCACUAACAGAUCUGGGACCAGGCUAAAGAUGACAGAUGCUUCCAAUAGAUACAGUCAGAGACUCUACAGCUGGGUAUUAAUUUCUAGAUGGCAAAGGUCUGCAGUGCAGCUCUCUUCAUUGAUCGAUAUAUUCAUGUAAUUGAGUGGCCAGCCAGAGAGUCCAAUCUGAAUCAAACCCUGGAUGAAAAUAGAAGGCAGACGUGGAGGAAUGGAUCUGAAUAAUGUAAAGGGUCUCCUGGGACACAGUGGAACAAGUUUAACAACGAGGUAGUAGAAUGCCUGAGCUGAAACAUAUAACCUAUCAGUUUUUGUUUUUAUAGAUUGUCCUGUAAAUUGUCAUUUUGUACAGUUGUAAAUCAUCAAUAAAAAUGUAUUUAAUAACUUUA
Molecule: messenger RNA, 4783 nt
Organism: Oncorhynchus nerka (sockeye salmon)
Lineage: Eukaryota; Metazoa; Chordata; Actinopteri; Salmoniformes; Salmonidae
Product: autophagy-related protein 9A-like
Exons: 20
Coding region: 323-2899 (858 amino acids)
Biological process (GO): nucleophagy; autophagy of mitochondrion; protein localization to phagophore assembly site
Cellular component (GO): autophagosome; phagophore assembly site
Source: RefSeq, a predicted model, not a curated record